UAACGUGAACGAAUUCCUUUAUUUCAAGAGCGAUUUGCAGAAUUGAGCGGCGCGAACAGGGACGCAAACCAGACCAGAUUCAUGGGUGGCACGAUCCAAGCGGUGCGCUAAGCAUCCCCUAUUUGAUUCCGUUCUGCAUCCCGUGCGAUUAGAACCACUUCCAAGUAAGGUUUCUUUUCAUUGCAGCUCUCCGGCCAUGGCGUCUUGGAAUUCGACCCCGAUGGAGGUGCUGUACAACGUCUUGGGCUGGGUUGCCUUCGUUGCCUGGUCCAUCAGUUUCUAUCCUCAGGUCAUCUUGAAUUUCCAGAGAAAAAGUGUAGUAGGGUUGAAUUUCGACUUCGUGUUGUUGAAUUUGACGAAACACUCCUCGUAUCUCAUCUAUAACGCUUCAGUCUUCUUCAGCUCUGCUGUUCAAAGGCAGUACCGUAAGAAGUAUGGCUUUGAUGAGAUGAUACCUGUAGCCGCCAAUGAUGUUGCUUUCUCCAUACAUGCUGUUCUUUUGACAGCAAUAACAUUAUUUCAGAUUGCGAUCUAUGAUCGGGGAAGCCAGAAGGUAUCGAAAAGUUGCAUGGCAAUUCUCUCGGUUGCGUGGUUGGCCAUUGCAAUUUGUGUGUUCAUAGCUAUACCCAAACAUAGUUGGCUUUGGCUGGUGUCUUGCUUCAGCACCAUGCAGGUUAUCAUGACAGUCAUCAAGUACAUUCCCCAGGCAGUACUGAAUUUUCGGCGAAAAAGCACUGUAGGAUGGAGUAUUGGCAAUAUUUUGCUUGAUUUACUUGGUGGGCUAACAAACUACGGCCAGAUGGCUGUGCAGUCUAUAGAUCAAAAUUCUUGGGUGAACUUCUAUGGAAACAUUGGGAAAACAUUAUUAUCCUUGGUAUCUGUGUUCUUUGACAUUUUGUUCAUCGUGCAACAUUACGUGCUCUACCCUUCUAGGAAGAACACUACUUCUGAGGAUACAGAUGUGGUAAGCACUAAGCCAUUAACUGUACCUUCCGAUCGUCAACACGCAGAUGAUGUUUAAUGCCGCUCAAGUUGAUACACGUACACUUUUGCCUCUCUCCCAGUAGGAGAGGCAAUGCUAAGACCGCAAAGCGGUCUUUACAUGUAUACUAAUGGUGUAAUAAAAAAACAAAGCCUAGUCUUAUAAUCAAUGGGUGAAAUAGGGAUUGUAGUAAAAAAAAUGAAAAAACAAAAAACAGCUGUGUGCAAUCUAUUUUGUAUGCUUCAUAUUAAUUAGUGUUCAUUUUGUUCUCUGCAAGAUUAUAUCAUUAAUGUGAAGCAUGUGAAUAAGCUUAGCAUAUUAAU
Cuscuta campestris is the source of this 1305-nucleotide messenger RNA. The record is from the annotation of a GenBank genome assembly. Lineage: Eukaryota; Viridiplantae; Streptophyta; Magnoliopsida; Solanales; Convolvulaceae.